Molecule: messenger RNA, 3169 nt
Organism: Beta vulgaris subsp. vulgaris (sugar beet)
Lineage: Eukaryota; Viridiplantae; Streptophyta; Magnoliopsida; Caryophyllales; Amaranthaceae
Product: kinesin-like protein KIN-7F
Exons: 11
Coding region: 95-3040 (981 amino acids)
Biological process (GO): microtubule-based movement
Molecular function (GO): microtubule motor activity; ATP binding; microtubule binding
Source: RefSeq, a predicted model, not a curated record
AAGAAAACUAAGUUGUCAUUGAUGCUGAUGUAUCUUAAGUUAUCUGUAGCUGAUUUGGGGUUAGAUUUUUCUUACUGAUUUUUCUGUGAUAUGGAUGAUAGACAGAGUAUUUGGUGAUGAUGAUCCUACAAGGAAAGUCUACGACGAAGCUGCCAAAGAAAUUGCUCUUUCUGUUCUCAAUGGCAUUAAUUCGAGCGUCUUUGCUUAUGGACAAACAAGCAGUGGAAAGACCUUCACAAUGAGUGGUGUCACACAGUAUGCUGUAGCAGACAUAUAUGAUUACAUAGAACAGCAAAAGGAGCGAGAAUUCGUGCUGAAGUUUUCAGCCAUCGAAAUCUAUAACGAACUUGUUAGGGACCUUCUAAGCGCAGACACUAACCCUCUCCGACUUCUGGAUGACCCCGAGAGAGGGACAGUUGUUGAGAAGCUAAUUGAGGAGACUCUCGAAGAUAAGAGCCAUCUACUUGAGCUCAUUGCCGUCUGUGAAGCUCAAAGACAGACAGGAGAAACUAAUCUUAAUGAAACAAGUUCUAGAUCUCAUCAAAUCCUCAGGCUGACGGUCGAAAGCUCUGCUCGUCAAUUUGGUGGUGGAAAUUCAAGCAUUCUUGCAGCAAAUGUGAACUUUGUGGACCUUGCAGGAAGUGAGCGUACUUCUCAGACACUAGCCACUGGUGCAAGAUUGAAAGAAGGUUCUCACAUAAAUAGGAGUUUGCUCACCCUCGGAAAAGUUAUUCGGACAUUGAGCAAGGGAAGAAAUGGGCACAUACCUUAUAGAGACUCAAAGCUAACACGAAUACUGCAAAACUCGCUAGGAGGAAAUGCAAGGACUGCGAUUAUAUGUACGAUGAGCCCGGCUCACAGUCAUCUAGAACAAUCAAGAAAUACCCUCUUAUUUGCAAGUUGUGCGAAAGAAGUUACAACGAAUGCACAGGUAAAUGUGGUAAUGUCUGAUAAAGCAUUGGUGAAGCAACUAAGGAAAGAGCUGGCCAAAUUAGAGAGCGAAUUGAAGACUAUAUCAACAGUUCCAUCCAAAGGUGAUGUUGCAGCUGUUCUCAGAGAAAAAGAACUUCAGAUAGAAAAGAUGGACAAAGAAAUAAAGGAACUAAGUCGACAACGUGACCUUGCACAAUCAAAAGUGGAAGAGCUACUAGACUCAACCAGCAGGAAAAACAAGGUUUCGAUUUUAGAGCCACAAGAUGAUUGCAGCAGGAAAAACAAGGUUUCGAUUUCAGAGCCACAAGAUGAUCGCGGCAGGAAAAACAAGGUUUCGAUUUCAGAGCCACAGGAUGAUAAUCAUGUGUCCAAUCAUCAAACAUCAGAAUCACGGGAUAAAAUAGCAUGGUUAGAUGAUUCAUCAGAAACAUCUGACGAUUACCAGCGCCUGGAUGCUGAUCUGGCAACAUCUGAAUCCUUUCAGUAUCUUGAUGAACAUGGAAAUUUUGACCUUACCACUCAUUCUAAUCUUCUCCCCAACAUUGAGCAGAACCCUCUACCAAACGAGUCCUCACUGCAACCACUGGCUGAUACCAGACCCGAUUACAUCCCUGAAUCUGAUGAUCCAUUAUCAGUUGGAUGGGAGAAAAUGGCCAACACUGCCAAUAACCUCAGAAGAAGAAUCGAUGAAGAAGACAGCGAAGAUAAUUGCAAGGAGGUUCGGUGUAUUGAAGUUGAAGAAAGAAGCAUCAACAAGAAUAAAACAGAAUUAUUUUCAGGAGAUCAGAAAGAAAUUCAGAACGAAAAGAAUGUGGAUGAAGAAAAAGAGUGUUCCUUAACAGCUGAUAAUGCACAAGAGAGUAAAGAAGAGAAAGAAAAAUGUGGUAGUGUAGCUAAAAAGAAGCAAGAGAAAGACACACACCAUUCAGACUCUGAACAUGAUGCAUUGGUGCAAAGGAUCAAGGAAAUGCAGAGGACUAUUGACAUGCUUGUUAACCGUAAUCCCUUAGGGAAUGUUCUUUCUCCUUGCUCGACAGACUCAGAGAGGUCAAGCAGUAGGUGGUCGAGCUUCAGUAGAAGCAGAAGUUGCAAGGCAAUUCUAACUUCAAGUAGUCCAACUUCAUGUCCAACUUUUGAAAAGGUAGUGCGCCAUAACCGGGAUCUGUCAUUUGGAGGAUUUGAUAAAGAGAUAAUGAGCUCGGAUAUACCAAAGGGUUUGCCUCGGGUGUCAGAUCAUGGUAAUGGAAAGCCAACGAGAUUUGGGGUUGGGCUCCCUAUGCCUUCUAUUAGGGCUGCAAUACUAAGUGAAAUGGAAGAGGAUUUUAAGAAUUCAGAUGUUAGUGAUGGUUCCAGCUUUUACAGUUCAGUAGCAGGAAUAAAUAGAGAUGUCAAGCAUCAGUCUGACAGACAAAUCGGAUAUGGAAUGGAUGAUCACACAGUCGGGGAUACUGAAGCAAAGUACGACAAUGAAAGUGUAAGAGACGUUGGCUCAUAUUCGAUGAGGGUAAGAGAUUGCUUGUCCGAGGGAGCAAUGAGUACAGUGCAAUCCCCAUUAAAUUGGUUUGAAGAAUUUGAGAGUCAAAGGUUCAAGAUAAUCCAACUUUGGCAUGCUUGCCAUAUACCAUUAGUCCACAGAACCUAUUUUUACUUGCUGUUUAAAGGUGAUCCAUCUGACAAGAUCUACAUGGAGGUGGAACUCCGAAGGUUGUCUUUCAUUAAAAACAGGUUUGAUCAAGGCCAGAAAAUUGUUAUGGAUGGUCAAAUCUAUACACCAUCUUCAAGCAUAAAGGCAUUAAAUCAAGAGAGGGAGAUGUUAAUGAGGCAAAUGUACAAGAAAACCCCAGUGCAGGAGAGGGAAUUGCUGUUUGAGAAGUGGGGGAUUGCGACGAACAGCAAGCAAAGGAGAUUGCAACUGGUUCGACGCAUUUGGGCAGAUACAAAAGAUAUGCAACAUAUCAGAGAAAGUGCAGACCUUGUUGCUAAGCUGGUUGGUUUUGUAGAUGAAGGUCAAGUGCCAAAGGAGAUGUUUGUUGGUCCAAGUGUUGUUCCUAAACUCAUGAAUCGAAGGUCCUAUAGCUGGAAAUCAGGCAUGUCACUAGCAUCUUAAAGCGCUUGGAGUGGAUGUAUAGGCUAUAUUAUCUUUUCUUUUUUCUAGAAAAAGAAAAAGAGAAAUGUUGGUAAUAUUUUUUAACCUUUAGUAUUUAUAAAAGUUACUACUAAUCUACUUAAAAGCAAA